This is a messenger RNA of Oldenlandia corymbosa var. corymbosa, 1917 nucleotides long. The record is from the annotation of a GenBank genome assembly. Lineage: Eukaryota; Viridiplantae; Streptophyta; Magnoliopsida; Gentianales; Rubiaceae.
AUGGGUGAUAUUAUCUCUUUCGAAACUAUCAAGAACUGGCCGGGACUUAUUGGUCUUUUAGUUCACAAUUUGAAACAACAAGAUGGCUCCACAUGGAUGAAAAAAGCCACAGUGGAGGCGCUUACUUCUGUAUUUGUUGCGACUUCUGUUGGUGCUUUGAGCCAAGACGAGGUUAACUCCGUCUUCACUGACGUUGUUCAGGUCCUGAACCUGGCUGAGGAAUAUAAAGUAGUCAGGGUUGCUGCAUUUCAGACUUUGGGCAAUGUUAUCAAUUUCGCGCCAACCAGCUUUGAGGAUGAGAUGGAGCGCCUUCGGAUCAUGGUUCUAGUUUGUGACGCUGCCAGAGUUCUUGCACACGAGAUGGCAGUGGCUCCGAAAAUGAUUGACAUGUGGAUAACAAUUUGUAAUGAAGAGAUCGCAUGUAAUGCUUCUGUUGGAGAAGAUGUUAGGAACUCACCUUUCAUUGAGACAGAAGUACCGAUCUUAGUGCCAUUUCUGCUACGAGUCAUAUCGAAAUACAAAAGGGCUGAUGGAAUCCAUGGUAUCCGUGCUUUAGCGAAAUCAUUGCUAACCUCUGUUGCUAGGAUUGUAAAAGGUGCUCUUGUCCCUCUUUUGGAGCCUUUCCUCAAGCAGAACAUAAAGGAAGAGGCGCGGUUCCAUAUGGUAACAGAGGAUGUACUUGAAGCAGUUGCUGCAUGGACGCCUGACUUCACCGCGGUUUCAGAAAAUACUUCCAGCCUGAAGCAGAACAUUCUUCAAUCCGAGAGAAACUACGAAGUGAAUAGCACGAUUCAGAGUGAAGAUGGGGAUAUAAUCGAUUGUAUUGACAUUUACAAACAACCAGCUUUUAAUCAUCCUGCUUUGAAAAAUCACAAAAUCCAGAUGGAACCAUCGUUGCUGCUGACAGAUUCAGAAACAGAAACCAUGAUGAAAGAAGCAGAACAUGAAAACUCGCAGGAUUAUACAACUUCUGCAACACAGAUAUGGCAGAGAAGUGGUAGCUGCCCUGAGGGAACCAUUCCCAUUCUCCGGAGAAAACUAGGAAAAAAAGAUGGCAAAUCAAAUCAAGCCCUGAAGAAAAAACCAGGUUUUGUUCCACAUCAAUAUCAGCAAUUCAAAGAUGACAACAACAACAACCAACCGAAUCUCUUAUAUGCAAAUCGCUCGAUAGCAAUCCUUUUUGCUCAGGGGUUUGCAUUUUAUGGGGCUAAAGCAGAUAUUCAGGUAUGGAACCCUCAUGUAGGAGAAGAUGAUGAGUACAGUUUGUCGCAAGUUGCUCUAAAAAGUGGCUUUCUCCGGGAUUCUGAAGUUGUUGAAUCAGGAUGGGCAGUGAACCCAAGCGUUUAUGGGGAUAGAAAGACAAGACUCUUUGCUUACUGGACAGUUGAUGGUUCGGUUGAUACCGGCUGCUUUGAUCUCAUUUGCCCUGGUUUUGUACAAAUAAACAACAAAAUAGCUCUUGGUGCUGCAGUUUAUCCCAUAUCAAAUCCUACAGGCCUUCCAUUCCAAAUAACCAUCACAAUCCUAAAGGAUCGAGAUACGGGCUACUGGUGGCUGAUUUAUGGAGAGAGCACCUUGAUAGGAUAUUGGCCAAGGGAUCUUUUCAAGGGAAUGGGAUUGUAUUUCGAUGCCAUGACUGUUCAGUGGGGCGGUGAAGUUUACAGCACCAGGAUGAAGAGUCAUCCGCAUCCGGCGAUCCAAAUGGGCAAUGGAGAUUUCCCGGACCCCAUUUUCGGCAACUCAGGCACAAUGAAGAGAAUGCGGGUUGCUGUCAACUCCCAGACAUUCACUCGGCCGAUAAUGACUUAUACCUGGACGGAUGAGUAUCGUUGUUAUAAUGUUUUCCACAACACGGAAUUCACCAAUGAUCCGGAACUUUAUUACGGUGGCUCUGGUGGAUUUCACUGGUGCAUUUAA